Penaeus indicus is the source of this 1157-nucleotide messenger RNA. Its product is annotated as ceramide synthase 6-like. The record is from RefSeq and is a predicted model, not a curated record. Gene Ontology annotation, cellular component: membrane. Bases 1 to 1110 code for a protein of 369 amino acids. Gene Ontology annotation, biological process: ceramide biosynthetic process. Gene Ontology annotation, molecular function: sphingosine N-acyltransferase activity. Lineage: Eukaryota; Metazoa; Arthropoda; Malacostraca; Decapoda; Penaeidae. The transcript has 2 exons.
AUGCAACACAUAAAGGAUUUGUUGGGACGUUUGUCUGCCACCCUCUGGCAGCCAGACUUCUGGUUACCCUUAGGAGUGACCUGGGAUGACCUCCGUUCCACUGAUAGCUUCCACUUCCCGGUUUUUUCCGACGUGUGGAUCUACCCUCCUGCCUUUGGCUUGUGCUUGAUGCUGUUCCGCUUCUCGUUCUUGGAGCCCCGCUUGUUCCGCCCCUUGGCGCGCAGCAUGGGCGUCUCCGACUGGCGUCCGGCCCCUCCGGCCUUCGACGCCGCUCUCGAGGCCCUUUAUCGACGCUACCAGACCAAGGUCCCCGCGCAGGUGAUCGUCGAGACCUCGGAAGCCAACAACUUGUCCCCUCGCCAGGUGCAGAGAUGGCUGAACCGAAAGCAUGCCGUAUUAAAGUCAACCAAGUACGAGAAGUUCAUGGACUGCGCUUAUGAUUUUUCUUGUCACACUUUUAUGUGUAUUUUUGGCUUCGUCGUCAUGGUCUCGAAACCAUGGCUGUGGAACAUUACACUGUGCUGGAGGGAUUAUCCACACCACAGCAUCAGCGCCGACGUCUGGUGGUACUACAUGCUGUGCUUGGCUUACUUUUGGUCCACAACCAUCAUCCAGAUACCCAAGCCGGCACACAGAGUCUCAGACAAGGUUCAGAUGAUGUCUCACCAUUUGUUUACGAUUCUCCUGAUGGUGUUCUCGUGGACAUGCAACUUCGUCCGCGUUGGGACGCUGGUUCUCGUGGUCCAUGAAUGUGCCGACGUCCCUCUUCAGGCCGCCAAGAUAUUCAAGCACGCAGGCAUCGACACACUCACUGAUGUAAUGUUCGCAGUGUUCGUGAUUCUGUGGCUGGCAACCCGCUGCUGCGUCUUCCCUCUCUGGAUCAUGCACAGCGUCUUCUUCGAGGCCACCACCUUCAUGUUCAUGCCCUCAGCCUACCUCUUCAUGGGGCUUCUGGUGGGCCUCCUCAUCCUCAACCUGGGGUGGACGUGGAUCAUCCUGAGCAUUGUGAUCCGGAAGCUCAGUGCAGGAACCCUACAGGAUGUCCGGUCGUCAGGCGAAGAGGAAUCGGAGGAGGAGUCCCAGAUGAGGAAUGGGAUCAAAAGGGAGUAGGAAUCUGGCGGAGACGGAUGCUUCUUAGGAUUUUUUCUUGAAGUGGA